CCACACAAUGGAAAUAUACAAAACAAAGAGAAAUUAAGAUGGAGAAGAAGCCAUAGCUUCUUUCUAUGGUACUGGAUAGAAGGAUUGUACUAAUUUGGAGUGCGUGCAGGACCUCUUUGUAUAUUGAAGAUAAAGAAAUUAUUACUCCCUAUUCCAUGAUGCAAAAGAAAUAUUUCAAGGGGAGUUCCUACAAACCAGAGUCUGUAGCACUUACUGCUGUGGCAUUACAAGAUCAUAUUUUACAUGAUCUUCAGCUGCAAAAUCUUUCAUUAGCAGAUCCUUUAAAGUCAAAGACAUGGAAUAAAAAAAAUAAAUACAGGCCUGUGAACAAGGAGAAAAUCAGAGCAGUUAUAGAUACUGGAUUAAAAAAAACAAACAAACAGCCAAACAACCAAAAUAACCCGCAAAAUGAAGAUCCAGAGAAAGAAUAUGUCCUUGAUCCAUGUCCUCAGCCUCUGACUUUAGCUCAGAAAUUUGGAUUGGUGGAGCUUCCUGCCAUGCCACUAACUCUAGAGGAGUGGGGAUAUGUCAAGCAACGAUCCAUAAAACAAGGAGAUUCUGUUCAACCUUGUGCUAUAUGCAAAGAAGAAUUUGCACUUCAGCCACAGGUGUUGCUCUCUUGUUCUCAUGUAUUUCACAGAGCAUGCCUGAAAGCUUUCGAAAAAUUCGCAGCUAAAAAGAGCUGUCCAAUGUGUAGAAAGACCCAGUAUCAAACAAGAGUAAUUCAUGAUGGAGCCCACAUUUUUAAAAUAAAAUGUGCUACGAGAAUUCAAGCUUUUUGGAGGGGACAUAUUGUUAGAAAGUGGUAUAAAAAUCUGAGGAAAACAGUACCCCCCAAGGAUGCGAGAUUAAGAAAAAAAUUCUUCGAAGAAAAGCUUACUGAGAUCUGCCAGCGAUUACUGAAUUCCUACGAUACCUGUAUUGACGAAUUCUUCUGUGAGAUAGAUUCCACUGUAGCUGCAAGUCACGAAGUAUUUCAGCAACUAGAAGAAAAGUUGGGCCCAGAGAUAUAUGAAGUUGAGUGGGAAAAAAUUCAGAUUCAGGCAUUCCGACAAGAUAUUGCCGAUUGUCCUAUUUGCAUUAUGCCACUCACGCAGCCUGCUCAACUUCAGAAUGGACUUUCCCAGGAUGGCUAUCAGUCAUGUCCCCGUCAGACAGCGCUGCUCUCCUGUUCUCACAUGUUCCAUAGCACCUGUCUUCAAGCAUUUGAAGAGUUUUCUUUAGGAGAAAGACCUAUCUGCCCUUUAUGCCGUUCCUAUUAUCAGAAGAAAAUUCUCAGCUAACAAUUUUAACAUACAUUAUGAAUAUAUUUGUAAGAGACCUAGUAUGUUAAUUGCAUUUCAGCGGGAGGGGGUACACAAAUUAUUUUUUUUCUGAUGAGUGCAUGUGUGUGUAAACCUAGGAAGUGCUGUCACUAGAGAUAUUCCAGUCGUUAAGGUCUGGGGUAGGAUUCAAGUUUUCUUCUGUGUCACUUCAGUUGAAUAUUUGCAUGCAGGGACAGUCCCACAAAUCCUAGUGGAUUGUCAGAAAGGGAGAAAAGCUCCACAUCCCUGGAGAAAUCUGAAUCAACUGAAUCAAACAAUUCUUCAUAAAAUUCUGUAGGCUGAACAUCUAAUAUUCCCAGUCUGUCAGGCUUCUAUCAAUCAAAACUAGGAUUCUGUAUGUAUCUAUUAGCCAAAGGCAACAGAAAGAAUAAUUGCUGCAUUGUAUAAUGUUUUAGAGAUGUUUAUAAUUCUAGCAAGUUUCCUGACGGGGAAUCAUGAUUGGGUGACCAAUGUUCCUCAUCUGGAUACAUGUAGAUAUACAUGUAGAAUGUGUCUCCACAAGCCAGAGAUGAGAUUUUCCUGUAAAGUUCUUGACUGUAUUGUUCUCCGCUCUGUUCGCUAUACAGUUUAAUGCAUUGUUUUAGGAAGUGAGGUGUUCCUCUUAAUUCUAUGCAAUGGCCAAAGAACAUAGCUGUUGAUGUGCAAAACACCCGAUUUUGGAAGUGAAAGAUUGGACUCUCCUCCUGGACAAUGUCAGGAAAUGCUUUUUUGUAAAUUCUUGUAGACCUAUCUAAUGGGAGAACAGUGAGAUCAUAUUUCAAGAGAUGGGGGUAGAAUUAAUUAACUGAAGAAACCACUAACUUAUUUGGGGUGGAGAUGCUUUGCCUGGAGCUCAUCUUUUUUUUUUUUUUUUUUUUUUGACAAUACUUGCAAGAUUCUAUAAUCCUGAUACUUGUUCAGGCUAAGGCAAGAAUUGCAUUAGUACAGCUCAAGAACUCUCCUCACAAAAUGUUUUAAUAACAAAGGGUACCCCCUGUUCUCACAUGGGCUUUGUUCAGUCCAUUUAUGCCUGAGAUAGGCAAUAUGCUUUCUUUGAUCAGGGGCUUGAGGAUAAUCUGUUAGAAGCUGCAUGCCACUGGUGAAUGAAGCUGAAGCUGAAUGGGAUUGCCUACUUUUUCCCCUAAGAACCCUUUUCUCUCUUUGCUAUCUGCUUUUCUGCACACUAUUAUAUCUCCUCCCCACCCCACAUUCUUCUGUGUCAGCAAAAGGAGAUAGAUUACUGUUUCCUGAGGCCCAGGUUGACUGUAGAAAAAUGUAUUUAUUAAACUUGGGGAAAUUAGAUAAGAGAUGCAUAUGACCUUGUGACUGUACAUUAUUACCUAUCUCUAAUUUAAAUAAAAGGGUUUUAGAAAUGAUAAGAUUUUAGGGACAUUGUUAAUGUACCCAGAGACCUCACUUAUGCAAAAAGAUACAUAUUUUUCAAAACCAAUAAUCCAAAUUUCUUUGAAGAGCAUUAUCAAGUACUGUGGAUCAGGAAAGAAAAAUGCUGUUUUGAUAUAAGUAAAAUACCUCUCAAUUGGGACAUGGAAGGAACACGCUUUGUUAAGUAAGCAAAUGUGAUGCAUACUCCAAACUUUAUACCACCGUAUGCAAUUAUAAAAUUUUUUUCAAUAAAACUCCUUAGAAUCAAGUCAUAGAAGAAAGUCUUGUCAAAUACUUUAAUCAUCACUAAACAGGCAAAUGUGUUUAAGUGUGAAUAAAAAAGGGUGAAGGUCACAUUACAUUCAGCUAACCCAACGUCCUAGUAAUCUGUACUUCUGAAUUAACCUAUGUCCAGUUAAGCUUAGCUUUAAAAGGUGAAUAGCAAAGAUGUGCUCAAGUCGUAACAGCAGAUCUGUCAUAAUAUGUCCACACUGUAUUAUCACUCUAUCAUGGAGAAAGCUAAACAAAAACCCACUUGAAACACUUGCUUUGCACAUUUUUGCUCUGCUUUGAUAGAUACCUAGUACAUUUAAGGAAAGCAUAUUUGUGCUUAAGCCUCAUAAUAAAUGAGGCAAAGGUUGAUACCUGAAGAUAAGCUUUGUUAUACCUCAAGAAGUACAAGUACUUAACUCUAAGAAUCAAACAGCUAGGAAUGCAUUAUCUAUAUUCAAUGAAUUAUGAACCAAAUAUAUCUUUUCUGACUUUAUAAAA
Crotalus tigris (Tiger rattlesnake) is the source of this 3458-nucleotide messenger RNA. RefSeq names its product ring finger protein 32 (gene RNF32). The record is from RefSeq and is a predicted model, not a curated record. Lineage: Eukaryota; Metazoa; Chordata; Lepidosauria; Squamata; Viperidae. Gene Ontology annotation, molecular function: protein binding.